Molecule: messenger RNA, 423 nt
Organism: Puccinia triticina
Lineage: Eukaryota; Fungi; Basidiomycota; Pucciniomycetes; Pucciniales; Pucciniaceae
Exons: 3
Coding region: 1-423 (140 amino acids)
Source: RefSeq, a predicted model, not a curated record
AUGCUAGUUGUCAGCCCCAACCAAGCUCGUUCCCGCAUCGCCCGCCCAGGCGACCCCCGGAGAAACACCCGGUGCCCGAAACUCCCCCCCCUGUCGACCGCAAAUGUCGCUGACUACCACCGCAAUGUAGCGGCUGUCCGCAAGGGGGAAGCCAGGCAACUCACGACUGCACUCGACAAAACCGACUCGAUUCGCGAAUUGCGUCUUCAAUGCAUUGCCAAGUCAACCCAAUUCAAAUCGUCAACUACAACUCUGCGGGAGAAUAAGCGAGCCGGGACUACCGCACUCAAUCUAUUCAGAGCGGUUGGUCAAAUGUUGGAUUCACUCAUGCCUCGAGUAAGCACUAAAUUAUUCCGGAGGACGGCGCUCGCUCCACAGGACCCGGGAGAAUACUUGUUCAUUGAACUCGUCCCAGACAAUUGA